Molecule: messenger RNA, 1907 nt
Organism: Seriola dumerili (greater amberjack)
Lineage: Eukaryota; Metazoa; Chordata; Actinopteri; Carangiformes; Carangidae
Gene: cdc123
Product: cell division cycle 123
Exons: 13
Coding region: 10-1044 (344 amino acids)
Cellular component (GO): cytoplasm
Source: RefSeq, a predicted model, not a curated record
UAUUGCAGCAUGAAGAAGGAGCAAGUUGUCAACUGUCAGUUUUCGGUUUGGUAUCCGAUAUUCAAGAAACAUACGAUUAAAAGCCUGAUUCUCCCACUGCCUCAGAAUGUAAUAGACUAUUUACUGGACGAUGGGACACUGGUAGUCUCUGGGAGUGACCACAACACACAGCAGACACAAACUAACAACAGCGACUCGGAUGCAGAGGAAGACAUUCAGUGGUCAGAUGAUGAGACAACCACCACUGUCACAGCUCCCGAGUUCCCAGAAUUCACCUCUAAAGUGCUGGAGGCCAUAAAUGCCCUGGGUGGGCGUGUCUUUCCUAAACUCAACUGGAGCGCUCCACGGGAUGCUAACUGGAUUGCUCUGAACAGUUCCCUGCAGUGUCACAGCCUCAGUGAUAUAUUUCUGCUCUUCAAAAGUUCAGACUUCAUCACCCACGACCUCACGCAACCAUUCCUUCAGUGUAGUGACCAGGACUCCCCAGAUCCAGUCAUCAACUAUGAGCUGGUCCUGAGGAAGUGGAGCGAGCUGAUUCCUGGCGGAGAGUUUCGCUGCUUCGUCAAAGAAAACAAACUGAUCGCUAUCUCCCAGAGAGACUACACUCAGUAUUACCAGCACGUCCUGAAGCAGGAGGAGCAGAUCAGUCAGGCCGUACAGGAGUUCUUCAGCCAGCACAUCCAGUACAACUUCCUGGACGAAGAUUUUGUGUUUGACGUCUACAGAGACAGCCAGGGGAGGGUGUGGCUGAUCGACCUGAACCCGUUCGGAGAGGUGACUGACUCACUGCUGUUCAGCUGGGAGGAGCUGACGUGUGGAGGAGAAACCGCCCACCAGCAGGAGGGCCCGGCGUUCCGCUGCACCACCAGCGACGUGACGGUGCAGCCCAGUCCCUGUCUGAGCUACAGGAUCCCACGGGACUUUGUGGACCUCUCUACGGGAGAGGACGCUUACAAACUCAUCGACUUCCUCAAACUGAAGAAGAGCCAGCAGGAAGAGUCUGAGGAGGAGGAGGAGGAGGAAGAGGAGAACGCUCCACAGUGACACGCAUCCCCUGAAACUGAAGAAUAGCUGCUAGUGUCAACAGUCCUCCGUAUAAUGUUUUCAGCAUGAAGUGACUCUCCACCCUCUGUCCUGUCUGAGCUUCUUUUAUUUCUUUUUUCUUUUUUUUAAUUUCUGCCUGGUUUCUCUCGCGCCCUCCCGGUAAACGGUACGCGGUGUGCCCGGGGUUUCUUGAACGUCUCUCUCGCCUUAGUUUUAAUGGAACAUGUUAAAUUAAAGGAUCGUGUUAAAACGGCUCUUUUAGGGAUUCAUUUUCUGUGCACUUGUUCUCCGCCUGCGACACCGCUGAGAGCCGUGUUGCCAGUCGUAAUGGCUCUGUGAGAGGGGGAGGAGGAGGGGGAGGGAGGCCUCUGCAGUGUCGAAUAGUCUUGUUAUUUCAGAUUUGGUGAAAUGAUUUGUUUUUUUAUGAGUAGAAACAUUAUGUUACUGCAGAGUGGGUGUGUAUUCUCUAACACUGUAAAGAAUGCCUGCUUUUAUACUUAAAAAUAAGUCUGUAUAUUAGUUUAUGUAUCUAAUUUCAGUCCAAACAGUGUCUGGAUUUAAAAUGAACUAGUUCACACACACACACACACACUCUCUUCAUUGUACUCUGUGUUUGUGUCUUACGAGGCUGUGACAGACGUCUUCAUUUAACACUAAAGCCGUUCAUCACUGAGUCACCUUUCAUUUUUCUUCCCAGCCUUCCCUGCUCCUCCAUCUCCCCCUGCCAAUUUCCUCUGAGCAGUUUUGACACACUCGUUGCUCUGAGACACUCCGGGCCCUCUUUUCAACUCCUGUUUUUCCAUCAUGCAUCGCUGUAGACUGCUGCUCCAAAAAACACCAUUAAAUUUCUUGUCGUGUAUUGA